GCGGAAUCAUGGUGGACGUAAUAGAACUCCCCAAAGCGCACAUCAAUGCCAGCAUGCUAGCUCAGUUCAUCGACCGGCCCAUGUGCUUCAUGGGGAAGCUGGAAAAGAUUCAUCCCACUGGAAAAAUGUUUAUUCUUUCAGAUGGAGAAGGAAAAACUGGAACCAUUGAGUUGAUGGAACCACUGGAUGAAGAAAUCUCUGGAAUCAUAGAAGUGGUUGGAAAAGUCACAGCCAAGGCAACUAUAAUGUGUUCAUCUUAUGUCCAGUUUAAGAAAGAUUAUAAUUGCUUUGAUCUUGAACUUUACAAUGAAGCUGGGAAAAUUAUCAACGAGUUCCCUCAGUUUUUUCCUUUAGGGCUGAUACAACAUGAAUGAGCUUCUUGAAUUUCU
This is a messenger RNA of Acomys russatus (golden spiny mouse), 389 nucleotides long. Its product is annotated as replication protein A 14 kDa subunit-like. The record is from RefSeq and is a predicted model, not a curated record. The transcript has a single exon. Lineage: Eukaryota; Metazoa; Chordata; Mammalia; Rodentia; Muridae. The coding region runs from base 9 to 374 and encodes 121 amino acids. Gene Ontology annotation, biological process: mismatch repair; base-excision repair; nucleotide-excision repair. Gene Ontology annotation, molecular function: single-stranded DNA binding; damaged DNA binding. Gene Ontology annotation, cellular component: nucleus; site of double-strand break; DNA replication factor A complex.